AUGCUCACCAAGUCCUUCGCACGCGCGUACAGCUCGAGGGCCUCUGCUCACCUACGAGCGCGUCCUCACUCAAAGAUCACCCUAUCUGAACAACCUGCCGCUACCCGCUGGCUCAAUACCUCGCCCAAGCUCGGCGUCGACAUCGACUCUGCCUCCACUGCGGCGUCGGGUGGCACAAUUGCCGACAUCUUCGCCUCUCUCUCGGGCAAAUCGCUCCAAGAUGCCCUCCCUCCCCGUUUUGCCAAUCUGAAGCGCCAAAUCAUCAGUAGCCAUCCAAAUUUCCAGCAACACCUCGAAAAGUCUUGGUCUGAACUGCUUCCACGACUGGCUGUAGAGGUGGAGACUAUUGCGAGGGGACAACAGAGCGUUAUACCCGAGGUGCAUUGGCCGGGGGAAGAGGUUGCGCGGGCGGGAUUGGCGGGCUGGAUGUCAUCCCGCACACAGGAAGAGGUGCGUAAGCGCGGAGUAGUCAUUGUGAGAGACGUGGUGCCGUCGGCAAUGGCGUUGAGGUGGAAGGAGGAGAUUCGAGAGUAUGCUUCUCGCAAUGGCGCCAAGGGAUUCCCAGCUGAGGAUCCGCAGGUGUUUGAGCUCUACUGGAGUCGAGCUCAACUGGCAGCGCGCUCUCACCCUGCCUUGUUGACUGCCUCGCGUUCCAUCCUCGAGAUGUGGCGUCGACCUCGUACAAUGGAGAAGAGUGAUGAAGCACCAAAGGCUGGUACGCUCACUGUUGAACAGAUGGCCGACAUGAGCACUCCCUUGACGUAUGCGGAUCGUCUGCGCAUUCGCUCCCCGGGCGAUGCGACGUUUGCAUUGGGACCUCACAUCGAUGGAGGGGGUAUUGAGAGAUGGGAGGACCCCACUUUCCUCUCCCUCUGGCAGGACAUCCUAUCCCCCUCCGCUCUCGGCUGGCAGCACUUCAACAAUUGGUCCCUCGGAACUCAUGGAGAACGCAUGACGGCGCGUACAGGCAUGUACAACGGACCAGGCCAGUGCACCAUCUUUCGACCUCUGCAGGGUUGGCUCUCCAUGUCUCGUACAGGACCGGGAGAGGGCACACUAAGGGUGCUGCCCAACUUGCGAGAAGUGACGGCGUACAUUAUCAUGCGGCCCUUCUUCCAGGCACGGUCAUCAGUUCGGGAGGGGCGUUGGGGUCAAGAAGAGGAACAGGCAGAGGCGAUGGAUGGAUACCUUGCACCGUCCAAUUGGGUCUUCGAUGGCUCCUCCAGUCGCUUCCCCGGCUGCCUCGUAGGACAGAAUCUCGAGCUCUCACCCGCUACGCACCCGCACCUAAGACUAGAGGAAACCAUGAUUUCCCUCCCGCAAGUCAAUCCAGGGGAUUUAGUCCUCUGGCACUGCGAUGCAGUUCAUUCUGUCGAGGCGGCUCAUACCGGUCAGAGUGACUCCUCUGUGAUGUACAUCCCUGCCGUACCACUUACGGCCAACAAUUGGCGGUACGUUCUGCAACAAGCAAAGGCGUUUCGACAAGGCAGACCACCUUCGGAUUUCCCUUCUGGAGAUGGUGAGGUGGGGUUUGAAGGUCGGGGAAAGGAAGACGAUGUGCAUGGGGAGGCGGCUCGAACGGCAAUGGGCCUUGGCCCGAUCAGAGGCGCUCCCGUCGAUGACGCUGUGCAGAAGCUGAGGGCGUACUGCAACGCGACUCUGGCAGCGGAAGGCAAGUGA
Microstroma glucosiphilum is the source of this 1680-nucleotide messenger RNA. Its product is annotated as DUF1479-domain-containing protein. The record is from RefSeq and is a predicted model, not a curated record. Bases 1 to 1680 code for a protein of 559 amino acids. NCBI's taxonomy places the organism in Eukaryota, Fungi, Basidiomycota, Exobasidiomycetes, Microstromatales, Microstromataceae. The transcript has 2 exons.